ACACUGCUGCACUCAGCUUGAAAAACGAUUAAUCAACAUGCAGUAUGCCUCGAUCCUCGGCUGGCAUGAUGGCUGUCUUCAACAAGCCUAUCGGCCUUGAAGCUGACUUCCCUCCUUCGAAUAAAAGCGUCAGUCAAAUCACUGUGAUACUUGGAACCACUGCGCAGAAGCCACUCGCCUUGCUGUGAACUCACCCAUCAUUCUGCUACAAUAAGCUAAAUCACAUAAAAAUGACCGACCUGAGAUCCGCCGUCUACGUCGCACCGCCGAUUCCCACCAUAGUUCCUGGCUCGAACGCGACCGCAACAUGGUCCCCAAUCUCAUGCACCCUCAUCUACUCAGCAAACGAAGCUGUCUUGGUAGACACGCCGAUCACUAUCAAGCAGACUGAGGAGCUCAUUUCCUGGAUUGAGAACAUUGCACCAAAGCGGAAGCUCUCGUACAUCUACAUCACCCACGGCCACGGAGAUCACUGGUUCGGCAUACCUCUCCUGCUGAAGCGCUUCCCGGAAGCCUUCCCCGUUGCCACGGUGGGAACCAUCAAACACAUGGAGCAGCAGAUUGAAGAUGGAAUUUUCAGUCAAAUGUGGGACGCCCGCUUCCCAGGCCAGAUCUACCGCCCAUUCACUCUCGCGCAGCCUCUGUCUCCAAAGGGCGGUGGAAGCUUCAAGCUCGGAAAUCGGUGGGAGUUCAAAGCCAUUGAGUGUGGUCACACCGACACCUAUGACUCAACUGUCCUCUGGGUCCCAGACCUUAGACUCGCCGUCUGCGGUGAUGUAGUCUAUGGGCAGUGCCACCAGAUGUUGAUGGAAGCGAACACUAAAGCCAAGCGCGAGGAAUGGAUCAGGGCGGUUGAAAUCGUUGAGGCGCUCGACCCUGCUUACGUGGUGGCUGGUCACAAGAUGGCGGGUGAAACUGAUGGAAUUUGGCACCUCGCUGCGACAAAGAAGUACAUACAGGACUUUGGAAAGAUCCUGGAAAAGAACCCCAAGACUGAAAAGGAGCUGUUUUUGGAGAUAUUGAACUUGUAUCCCGAGAGGUUCAACCCAGGAGCCGCGCGUUUAAGUGCCAUGGGUGCCUUCCAGAUUCCAAGGGAGUCACGUAUUUAG
Messenger RNA from Colletotrichum acutatum, 1109 nucleotides. RefSeq names its product beta-lactamase-like protein. The transcript has a single exon. The record is from RefSeq and is a predicted model, not a curated record. The coding region runs from base 231 to 1109 and encodes 292 amino acids. NCBI's taxonomy places the organism in Eukaryota, Fungi, Ascomycota, Sordariomycetes, Glomerellales, Glomerellaceae.